GAUCCCAUAGGUGAUGUUCUUGGGGGACUGCCACCAGCCAUGGCGGGCAAUGGGCAUUGUGUUAUGGCAGUUUCCCCACGUUACGACCAGUACAAAGAUGCAUGGGAUACUCAUUGACCAAGGCAGAUAAGAAAGAUGUGGUUGGUCUGCACGAACAGGUUUUUGUUAGAAAAGUUAUCAAGCUUCAUGACAAGUACAUGGCGUACGUAAAUAACUGUUUUAUGAACCAUACUCUUUUCCACAAGGCACUCAAAGAGGCUUUUGAAGUCUUCUGUAACAAAGUUGUUGGUGGAAGCUCAAGUGCAGAACUACUAGCCACAUUUUGUGAUAAGAUUCUUAACAAAGAACCAAACAACAAAACAAUCUCUCCACCGAAUCCACAUUAGUGUGCUUUCUAUUCCUUUUUAAUUUUUUUGGGAAAAUUACACUUCUUGACCAUUUUGAUUUUAAUUGAUGUAUUUAAAAUCUGAAUUGUUUCUAUUCUUAGGUAUGCAAUGCAUUGUUUUUUAUUUUUAA
Molecule: messenger RNA, 516 nt
Organism: Camellia sinensis
Lineage: Eukaryota; Viridiplantae; Streptophyta; Magnoliopsida; Ericales; Theaceae
Source: RefSeq, a predicted model, not a curated record